Messenger RNA from Carassius gibelio (silver crucian carp), 1055 nucleotides. RefSeq lists its product as uncharacterized. Gene Ontology annotation, cellular component: NURF complex; MLL1 complex. The record is from RefSeq and is a predicted model, not a curated record. NCBI's taxonomy places the organism in Eukaryota, Metazoa, Chordata, Actinopteri, Cypriniformes, Cyprinidae. The transcript has 5 exons. Bases 211 to 693 code for a protein of 160 amino acids.
AGCACCACUGAAUCACAGUGUCAUCUUUAUGGCGCACUAAUGCUAACUUACACGUUUAGUUAAGAAUGCUUUUAUUAUUAUUUCAUAAUGUAAAUAGUUGAAGAAUAAAAAUAGCGGAUAUUUUACAUCAAUCAUUAGUACCCAAGUCAGCAAGCUGUCUGCUAACAUUUCUAAAGCGCAGCCUUUGUUACUCCGUUGUAAAUCAAAACAAUGACUUCAGCCUCUACCAAGGUUGGUGAGAUCUUUUCUGCAGCAGGAGCUGCAUUCACAAAAUUGGGAGAGCUGACCAUGCAGCUGCAUCCAGUGGCAGAUAUUAGUCCAGCAGGGGCACAAAUGAAAGCAACAGUCAAGAGGAAGAUUUAUGAAGAUAUUGGAGCUCCUUUACCCACUGAUUCCCCAAAGAAGAGUAGCAAGAAGGUGGCGGUUUCUAUGGCUCCCCCAGCCCCACCUAAAGUCAUUGCUGUGCCAUCCUCUCAGGUUGUGGUGACUGCGGGUUUACAGCGGCCAACCACAGGUCCAUCUAACAUUAAGUCAUCAAAGACAGCAGAUGUCACUCUCAGCGCACUGAAUGACUCUGAUGCCAACAGCGAUCUGGUAGAUAUCGAGGGCUUGGGUGAUAGUUCCACAUCUAAAAAGCUCAAUUUUGAUCAAGGGGAACACAAUAUCUGUAUUUAUUUUUUUCCCAGCAGAUAGUCUAAAUCUCGACUCCAGUCUCAUCAUGAAUUCCAGUGACUUGCCAUUGUUAUCCCGCUGAAAUCUUCUGCAACAUGCAAUCAGGAAAAGGAACUAAUCAUGUCACUUCAGUGCGGGGUUCAAGAAACUUGCGUUUUUUAAUCUGGAGACAGUUCUCUUUUUUCCAGGAAAGACUCAUUUCUAAGUUAAUAGUGAAGCUAGGCAUAUUUUACCAAUGAAGGACACAGUUUUAAGAGGCUGGCAAAUUUUGCUUAAUAAAUAUUUCUGUUCUGGGUCCAAAAUGUAUAAUUUUAAAACAAAUUACUGUAAAGACAUUAUUGUGUAAUUUUUUUAACCAUUAUCAAUAAAGUAUCAUGACCAUU